Molecule: messenger RNA, 586 nt
Organism: Lottia gigantea (owl limpet)
Lineage: Eukaryota; Metazoa; Mollusca; Gastropoda; Lottiidae
Exons: 5
Biological process (GO): protein stabilization
Cellular component (GO): membrane; cytoplasm; cytosol
Molecular function (GO): protein-folding chaperone binding; adenyl-nucleotide exchange factor activity
Source: RefSeq, a predicted model, not a curated record
GCAGUAGAAACAAGAUGGCGAUGUUUGGAAGAAUAAAAAUGCAGUUGCAAGUUUCUCAUGGUUCUAAGAAGUAUAAUAUUAGCCUAGAGUUAGCUGACGAUGAUAAAGGUGAUGUUUUAACUGUCCAUCAUUUGAUGAAAGCUAUAGCUGACGUCUCAGAAAUCAAACCACAGAACCAGAAACUCAUUUAUAAAGGUAGGUCGUUGACGGAACCGAGCCAGAGUUUAGUUGGUCUUGGAGUUAGAGAUGGCGCCAAGUUGAUGUUGCUAGGGAAGAAAACUGUGUCACAUGAUACUGAAGAAGUAAAGAAAUUAUUAUCAGUAGAGGCCAUGUUGGAGAAACACGAAAAUAAAAUGGCGGACAUGAUGAGUGAAUUAAACGGUAUCAGUAAGGGUUUUUUAAGUCAAGAUCUCAUACCUCAGGCUCUGUCUCAUCUAAAGAAACAAGUGGGAAAUGCAACAGAACAGUUAAUGAAACAGUUUGAGAUUUUAGAUGCAUUAAGGUUUGAUGAGGAUAAUAAACAGGCCCGAGUCAAGAGAAAAAAUGUAGCUGAUAAACUCAAUGUCUGUCUAGAUAAAUGUAAAAC